CAAGAUGGAGGAUAUGACGGAACGAUCCUCGACGAAGAUCCUCAAUCACUCCUCUCAGCGGGAAUUAUCUUCGUUGGACUAAAAUAUUCCAUUCGUGUCCUUACAACCACUUGGGGAUAGGUCCGAUCAACAGUUAUCUUCCAGGAAGUAACAGUUAUCCUCUGUGUAUGUGUGCUCGUCUGAUCUCCCUAAUACACCACCCCUGGAGGCAAAAAUCCCGGCAAUGUGAUAACCGGUUCCGGUAAAAUCCGGGGACUAGUGAAGUGUUGUGAUUUUUGAACCAGUUUCGACAAGCAACAGUGCAUUGAAGGGAAAGGAUUGAUUCGGUUAGGAGACAACCUCCGGUUUGACUUAUCAAGAAAGAUUAAUGAAUUCUUGAUGAUUUUAUUUAUCUGUUCAGAGCAUCUCUGCUGAAUGUGAGGAUACGCCGUAAUGGUUGUUAUGCUUUUCUUGUUGCCAAGAAUAAGAAAAUGAAAAACAUGAAUCUUAGCUGAGACAUCCUUUUAACUUUACAGUAUCCAAGAUGGAUACAAUAGAGGGACGCCCUGCCCGUUAUGGGCUUGGGGUCAAGGAGCUUCGAGAGCUGAUGGAUUAUCGUGGUAGAGAUGCCAUUCAAAAAAUAAGAGAUGAAUACUCUUCUGUACAAGAGAUCUGCAAGAAACUCUACACAUCACCUACUGAUGGUUUGAGUGGUUCUGCAGCAGAUAUUGAACAUCGGCAGACAACAUUCGGUGCAAAUAUCAUUCCUCCUAGACCACCGAAAACUUUUUUAGAAUUAGUUUGGGAAGCCUUACAAGAUGUCACCCUCAUAAUAUUAGAAAUCGCAGCUGUAGUGUCUUUAGGUCUUGCAUUUUAUAAACCACCUGACGAUUUGGAAUUGGGUGGUUCUCAUGAUGAAGGGGAAUCUGAAGCUGGUUGGAUAGAAGGUGCAGCCAUUUUAGUAUCUGUUAUAAUUGUUGUUCUAGUUACAGCAUUUAAUGAUUACAGCAAGGAGAGACAAUUUCGUGGAUUGCAAAAUCGGAUUGAAAUUGAACACAAAUUCUCAGUUAUCCGUGGUGGUGAGCUCAAUCAAAUACCUGUUAGUGAUAUUGUAGUGGGAGACAUCUGUCAGGUGAAAUAUGGUGAUCUUUUGCCUGCUGAUGGUGUAAUUAUACAAAGUAACGACUUAAAAGUGGAUGAAAGCUCACUAACUGGAGAAUCAGAUCAUGUAAAAAAAGGUGAAAAUCUGGAUCCUAUUUUAUUAUCAGGGACUCAUGUUAUGGAAGGAAGUGGGAAAAUGUUGGUGAUAGCUGUAGGUGUCAACUCUCAAGCUGGAAUCAUUUUCACUUUACUUGGAGCUGCUAAGAGUGACGACGACGAGCAGAAAAAGAUACAGAAAAAAGAAGCCAAAAAAGCUCGCAAAAAGAAGAAAGACAAUUCAGCAUGGCAUAAUGAUGCUAAGAACACUACGGAAUGUUCACCCUUGACCGUCCCUGUGUCCAUUUCAGAUGAGGAAGCAAUGGUUUCUACUAAUUCCCAUUUAAUGAAUGAUUCUUCAGAGAAAGCUAAUAAUAGAGAUACGCCUGGUGCUGAGAUUGUUCCUGCUAAGCCGGAACCGUCAAGUGCUAGUCCUCGGAAGGAACAGUCAGUUUUGCAAACAAAACUGACAAAACUAGCAAUACAGAUUGGUUACGCUGGUUCAACAAUAGCUGUCUUAACCGUUCUUAUUCUUAUUAUUCGUUUUGCUAUAAAAUUUUUUGUCAUACAAUCUCGUCCUUGGAGUCCAUUUUAUGUUAAUUAUAUUGUUAAAUUUAUCAUCAUUGGUGUCACUGUACUAGUUGUUGCUGUCCCUGAAGGUCUUCCAUUAGCUGUCACUCUUGCUCUUGCAUAUUCUGUAAAGAAAAUGAUGAAAGACAACAAUUUAGUUAGGCAUUUAGAUGCUUGUGAAACUAUGGGUAAUGCCACUGCCAUAUGUUCCGAUAAAACUGGGACUCUUACCACGAAUCGUAUGACUGUAGUUCAAAGCUAUAUCUGUGGAACUCAUUAUAAAUCAUCUCUGCCAAGGUAUCAAAAUUUACCCUCAUCUAUUUCUGAUUUACUAGUGACAGGAAUUGCAAUUAAUAGUGCUUACACCUCAAAAGUUAUUCCUCCUGACAAUCCUGGUGAACUUCCAAAGCAAGUGGGGAACAAAACUGAAUGUGCACUUCUGCAAUUUGUGCAGGACAUGGGGAAGGAUUAUCAGACAGUCAGAGAUGAUAUUCCCGAGGAAAAAUUGCACAAAGUUUAUACUUUUAAUUCUGUAAGAAAAUCAAUGAGUACUGUGGUUCAGAUUGAAGGAGGAUUUAGAGUUUUUAACAAAGGAGCAUCUGAAAUGGUUUUGCAGAAAUGUGUACAUAUAUUUGGUAAAGAUGGACGGAUAGAUAGGUUUAGUAAAGAAGAGAGAGAUAGAUUAAUAAAGACUGUCAUUGAGCCUAUGGCUAGUGAUGGACUAAGAACCAUAGCCAUUGCUUAUAAAGACUAUUUAUUUUCUCCUAAUGCUAAUAAUCAAAUUCAAAUUAUGUCAGAGCCUGAUUGGGAGGAGGAAAAUAUGAUAGUAUCCGAGCUAACAUGCUUGUGUAUUGUUGGUAUUGAGGAUCCUGUAAGACCAGAAGUACCAGAUGCUAUUAAAAAAUGUCAAAAGUCUGGUAUAACUGUGCGUAUGGUAACAGGAGACAAUAUAAAUACAGCUCGUUCCAUUGCUUUGAAGUGUGGUAUCAUCAGACCUGGAGAUGAUUUUUUAGUAUUAGAUGGUAAAGAAUUCAAUAAGAGGAUAAGAGAUAGUGAUGGUGAAUUUCAGCAAAAUUUAUUUGAUAAAGUUUGGCCUAGACUGAGAGUUCUAGCAAGAUCCUCCCCUCAAGAUAAAUAUACUUUAGUGAAAGGCAUUAUUGAUAGUAAAUUAAAUCCAAACAGGGAAGUAGUGGCUGUGACUGGAGAUGGGACAAAUGAUGGUCCAGCACUUAAGAAAGCAGAUGUGGGUUUUGCAAUGGGUAUUGCUGGGACUGAUGUGGCCAAAGAGGCAUCUGAUAUUAUUCUAACAGAUGAUAAUUUUACAAGCAUAGUUAAAGCAGUUAUGUGGGGGCGAAAUGUUUAUGAUAGUAUUGCAAAAUUUCUCCAGUUUCAACUUACUGUAAAUGUUGUUGCCGUUAUUGUUGCUUUUGUAGGAGCCUGUGCAAUCGAGGAUAGUCCAUUGAAAGCUGUACAGAUGUUAUGGGUUAACCUCAUAAUGGACACCCUUGCUUCCCUUGCUCUUGCAACUGAAAUGCCUACACCAGAUCUCCUUUUAAGAAAGCCUUAUGGACGAUCAAAACCUUUAAUAUCAAGAACAAUGAUGAAAAAUAUAUUAGGUCAUGCUGUUUAUCAAUUGGCUGUUAUAUUUACUCUUUUAUUUGCUGGUGAUAAAAUAUUUGAUAUCGAUUCUGGCAUGGGUGAAACCCUUCGAACAAAGCCAUCUGAACAUUUUACUAUUAUAUUUAAUACCUUUGUUAUGAUGACUCUUUUCAAUGAGAUUAAUGCCAGAAAAAUCCAUGGUGAACGAAAUAUUUUUGAAGGUUUAUUUACAAACCCAAUUUUCUACAGCAUUUUAAUUAUUACUACAGUAGCACAGGUCAUCAUCAUCCAGUUUGGUAGCUAUGCCUUCUCUACUGCUGCUCUUACCAUUGACCAAUGGCUUUGGUGUAUAUUUUUGGGAUGUGGAACAUUAGUGUGGGGACAGCUUAUUACUACCAUUCCUACGAAACGAAUACCGAAGACAUUCACCUGGGGCUCUGGACCUCCAGAAGAAAUGGCAGGUAAUGUUUCUCUGGUUGAAGAUGGCAGCAGUGGCUCUCUAUCUCAAGAUGUGAAAAGAACAGGUCAGAUACUAUGGAUAAGAGGUUUGACAAGGCUUCAAACACAGCUCAGAGUAGUGAGGGCCUUUAAGAGCACGCUGGAAGACAUGGAAGAAAGACGUAGUGUUCAUAGUUUACAUAGCUUACACAGUUUACGUAGUUCCCGUAGUCACCCUAAGCAGCUCUCCGAAAUUAGUUACAUAGAUGAAGACGUGAAAACCCCAUCUCCCAAUGACUAUCCCUAUGACAUAAAUGGUUCGCAAAAAAACGCAAUAUAUAAUAACUCAGUGCAGAACAUGAACCACAACAAUACCCAGUUUGUAGCUCCUCCUGCUAGCAAUUCUCCCGAAAGUGAGACUGCACCACUGAUGAUUAGAUCACCUACUCGUCAAAAUCGGGCUCAGGGCACGUCUAGUAACUCCCCCACCACAGUGACUAGUAUUACACCGGUCAAUUCAUCGUCACCAUCUUCCAGCACUUCCCCAACUGCCACCAUCAACAACCGAGCAACGAGUCCCGUCUCACAUGGAUAUCAAUUGCUUAUCGAGGCCUCCAAAAUCCACGAGACCAGCAUCUGAUAAAGAUUCCACUAAUUAGAUUUUAUUAAAAGCGUAAAUAAUAUUUAGACUUUUCCAUUUCAAGAACUUUUCUUUGGUGGAAAAGCUUGUGUGACCGGCCUUUCCAAAAUGGAGCUCCAUGGGGGGGAGUUAAAGGCCUCCCAGGCACACAACAAAGCUCCAAACUGAUUGAGGUGUGUCAAAAUAUGCAAUGAAGAACAUUUAAAGACAUUUUUUUUUGUGUUGGUUUCAUUUAUUUUAUUUUGAUCAUUCAUCAAAUCCAGUUAGCCUUUUACGCAUUCUUAUCUGUUGCUCAGAUAAGGAGGUAAUUUUACAGUACAUGAAAUCAAUACCAUAGUUUGUUUUAAAUUUUUAGGUCCUGAAACUUUAUUAGAUAUUCUUUAGAAAUAUUUUGUGAUUGUUUGAGACAUACUGCCAGCAUUUACUGACAAAUGAACAAAUGUUAGCAUUUAUCCUUUUUUUUUUUUGGUCAUAUUAUUUCAACGAAUCUCCUUUUUCAGCAGUUUAGUGUUUCAUUUUUAUGUUUAAAAAAAACUACCAGUUAAGAUGGAAGUACGAGUACAUGAAGAAGUACCCCUUAAAUUUUUUAACUACUUUUUUCUCAUUCAUGUACUUGUAGGUAAGACAUUUUAAUCUAAAUCAUUAUGUCAGUGAAAUUAAAUAAAUGUAUUUAAUUAAAUAUGAUUAAAAAAAAUUCUUAUACACAUGCCAAAUUUGUUCUCUUUAAAAUCUUUAUGUAUUUUCUUUGCUUUUUCAAAUUAGAAAAUACUGUAUUAAGCAUUUAAGUUGGCAAUCUAGGAAUAAUUUAUUUAAAAAGAAAACUCUUCCAGAUUGAAAUGGUACCCAUAAAAUAAAUUUUUGCAUAACUUUAUUAGGAUAGGUCCCAAGUUUCAGAAUUGUGAAUGGACAAAAAUUUACAGUUACUAAUUUUUACUAUUAAAUCAUUUUUCAAAAUAUCAAAUUAAUAAUUAACGCUUAUUAAUUAUUGAUCAAUUUCUACAAAGAACUAGUUUAAUCAAUAUCAUGUCCUUCUUUUCUUAAUGAAACCACUGUUUCAUACUUGAUAUGGAAAGUGUUUUUUUAAUGCAAUUAUAACCAUGCAAAUCAAUUUUAAUAUGCGCAGGUGUAUGAUUAGGCUCUUAAAAUACUAUGAUAUAUAUUUUAUAAUACCAAAAUAAAGAUCUUCUUGGAACUUUAAACAUUCAAUUUAGCACUAAUAAUCAUAUUAAACAGUAAAAAAAAAAUUUUUUUUUCUUGAUACUUGAAUAAAUGUUAUCAAAUGAUCUUUAACUGUGUUUAUAAUCUUGGCACUUACACAUUUGCUCUUUAGAAGUGCCUUUCCUACCAAAUAGGUUUUUGCUAAUUUAAGAUUUUAAUUCUAAAUAUGUUUUGUGCAUAAUAUAGAAUUAUCUUUAUAUGCCAAAUUAUAAAAAACUAAAAAUAUCAAAAGCUUUUAAUUGAAAGUAUCGCGGCUUGAAUCGCUAUGCAAAUAAUGUCUAAAUAGUAAAUAUUUGUUUUUUAAAUACUCUGAUGACUAUAUUAGCAUUUGAACAUAAGAAAAAAAUGCCUUUGAAUUGUAAUUUGAUACCCAUUAUCUAAAUGUGCUUAUUUUAUUAUACACAGGAAUUUCUGGAAUUUCUAUGGCAAAAUAAAAUUAUUAAAUGCAUUUAAAUUGCAAUGUAUUGUGAAAAGUUAAUACUCAACUUAAAAAAUUUUAUUUUGAAUCUCAUAAGCAAGAUCAUAAAUUUGAAACACUUUAAAAAAAAUAAGUUGUUUUUUGUCCUAAUAAGCUUGCUAAGUAAAGUACUUGUGAUUGUAUGUAAAAAGAAAGAAGAUUUAUUGCAUUUAUCUGAAAAGUAACUCAUAAUCCUACUUAAUCUUCAUCUAUUUAUUGUUGAACAUUUUUGAGGUUUUUAAAGCUGAUUUUUUUUUUUAAUAUUUUGCAUAUGGGUGGACAUUGGAAAAAAAAUUUUUUUUUAAUUUUAAAAUCAAUAAGAAUUCAAAUCAAUAAGUAUUUAUAUUUUGUGUAAAUUCAGUUGUAUGACACCACUGUAGAUGAAGUCCCUAAUAAUAGUUAAGGUAAAUGAAAACGAAAACUAUUGAUACAAAUUUUUCCCAGAUGCUUUAUACUUAGCUGUAAAUUCUUGAUAGUUUGAAUAUUUAGGAAAGUAAAAGUGAAAAGUAUUAAUUCAAAAAUUUUCCCAGAUGCAUUAUACUUAGCUGUAAAUUCAUGAUCACUUAAAUGUUUAGAAAAGUUAACACAAAAACUAUCAAUUCAAAUGUUUCCCAGCUGCAUUAUACUUAGCUGCAAAUUCUUGAUCAUUUAAAUGUUUAGAAAAGUGUGGUAGUAGAAAUCGAUGCACACAUUUUAACCAAUGUUGAUUGCGGGUUCAAAAUCGAAUAAAAGCCCCUUUUUUAUGUGACAGAAAAUGUUAACUAUCAACAGAAUUACAUGUGUAAAUAUGUAUGCAUGUCAGAGUAUCAUAUCUAUCAAUCAUGAGCUUUCCUCUUAUUUUAAAAAAAAAUGAAGAAAAAAAAGUGUAUAUAACUUAUACCAGUGUAGCUGAAAUUUUCUGAAGAUCUGAAAAACUUUUGUGAUAUGCAAUUUCUCUGUUAUUGGAAAGUAUUUUUGUACUGUUAAAUUUAUAAAAUCAUUUAAGACAUUAAAAAAAAAUUUAUUGCACCCUUGACAUAAAUUUUGGCGAUGCAGUAUUUAUUGACAGUUAGCUUUGUAUGUUGAUGUGUAAAAAAAAAAGUGAACAAAGUAUAAAAUUAUGCAGUAUUUCUCUCAUGUAUUUGGUAAAAAAAAGUUUUUUUUAAUUUAUAUUUUAUUGCUAAAGUUUUGUUUUUAAAUUUAUAUCACAAGACCAGCUUUAGCGCAAUAUUGAUUUUCUAAAUUAAUUUUGGCGCAAUAUUAAUUUUGAUUAAAUGUUACUUAUUUGUUAAAUCUUUUUUUUUUAAAGAAAAAUAAAUUAUAUGCAUUUAUAUUUGUCAUCGAAAAAAUGGUUUUGUAUGGGAGUAUUCAGUCAUAACAAAGAUUUGUCUUGUGUACUAUAAAAAUUAAUAACGGCUAAUGCAUUUUUUACUUACUGUAUAUUGUGAUAUGAUUCUCUGAUUGAAUAAAUAAAUCUGUUAUUUGCUGA
This is a messenger RNA of Parasteatoda tepidariorum (common house spider), 7566 nucleotides long. Lineage: Eukaryota; Metazoa; Arthropoda; Arachnida; Araneae; Theridiidae. The record is from RefSeq and is a predicted model, not a curated record.